Molecule: messenger RNA, 2175 nt
Organism: Cylindrotheca closterium
Lineage: Eukaryota; Bacillariophyta; Bacillariophyceae; Bacillariales; Bacillariaceae
Source: the annotation of a GenBank genome assembly
AUGACGAGAUUAAUACCACUUAUCUUAUCCACUACACUCCUUCUAAUAGCCACCUGUGUGGCGGCGGCCGACGAACCCACGGCCUCGCAAUUGCGGAACCAGAAACGACAACAAUCGGUGAUUCGACGUUUGUAUGGGCCCGAGAAUGCGCACGUUCGCAAGGCGAGACGGGAAUUGGAGGAACGCCCCGAACGCAGCCGGACGGGCAAGCUAGGAGAUCCCAACCACAGGGUUCCCUAUGAAAACCAUCCGUACGAUCCCGAAACGAAGCGCCGCAAAUUGGAGCAAGAAGUGGAAACGAUCACGCUUGAAGGAAACUUUCGGCCGAUGCGGAUUCGGUUUGAUACCCAAGCAUUGGACGAUCGUCGAACGGCAGAGAAUGCGGCCAAGAUUGACUUUAUUGAGAAUGAAAUUCUUCCCAAAACGAAAGACUUUUGGAGUGCCGCCUUGUCGGUGAUUCCAGUGAACGGCAAUUUGAAGGUUUCGACCAAUGAGCUAGACGGACGAUCCUUUUGUGGGGAUUCCGAAUUUACCGAAGUGCCUGCCGAACACAUUUCCACCGGAUUGUCGAAUACGGAUUUGGUCUUGUACGUCAGUGGAACACCAUCCACUCGGUUCUGUUCGGGAACUACCUUGGCAGUCGCAGUUGCCUGCAACUUUGAUCAAUUUGAUCGACCGACUGCGGGUGCCAUUAAUAUCUGUUUGGAUCAAAUUGAAGUCGAUGCCGAUGGUACCGCUUCGCCAUCUGUGGUCCAAGACAAUGUGGAUGUGCUGAUUCACGAAACGGCCCACGUCUUGGGACACUCGUCCAACAGCUACCGAUACUUUUGGGAUUCCGAAACGGGAGUGGAACGCACUCCUCGUCCCUUUGCCUCCCGCACGGUUACCUGUGUCGAUGAUGUCGAACGCGAUUUGAUUCUUCCAGCCGACAACACUAUGAAAUUCUUUGAAGCGGACAAUGGGCAACGAUAUGCAGCAAUUGUUACUCCCAAGGUCAAGGCCGUGGCAAGAAAUCAAUUUGAUUGUCAAUCACUAGAAGGAGCCAAGCUGGAGAAUCAGCCUACUGGAGAUGAUUCUUGUGCAGGGGAUCACUGGGAUGAACACGACUACUAUCCAGAAGCUCUGUCCGGAGUCAUUUCUCCUACUACCAAUAUCCUAAGUACUUUGACAUUGGCUCUCAUGGAAGACUCUGGAUGGUACAAGGCCAACUACACCAUGGGGGCUGCCAAUCCAUGGGGGCUUGGGGCCGGCUGUGACUUUGUGGAACAGCCUUGCUUAAAACCCGAUCCAGCCACGGGACAAGUUUCCGUUCCAGAGUACGCCAGAGGAUACUUUUGCACGGAACAAUCCAAGCCUGGUUGCUCUCCUGCCUUGACGCACAAGAUGGCUUGCACCGUGCUGGACUAUUUUUAUAUUCUGCCACGAACCCUACCCUCGAACCGUUUUCAAUACUUUCCAGACGAACCCACCAAGGGUGGUCCCCGUCAAGCAGACUAUUGUCCCGUCAUGGGCAGUACCUACAAGGGUCUGGAUGCAGAAGGCUUGUCUUGUUCCGAUCCAAGAAAUGCCGAACUCUUGAAUGUCUACAGUGAGGUUUAUGGUGAGGGUAGUCAAUGCAUCGAAAGUCUGCCAGACAAUAUUGGUGGAACGACUGGGGGUGACGGAAAAUGCUACCAAACUGCAUGUAUCAAGGACGAAAUGGUCUUAAAGAUCAAUGUCCGAGGCGAAUGGCUCACUUGCGAAAACGAUUUCCAAGAACUUUCUGUCAGAGUCGGAGGUGGCGCCGUGCCAUUGACACUCAAAUGUCCUCGUCUAUCGACUGCCUGCCCCGAUCUAUUCUGCCCAUUCAAUUGCGCCGGACGAGGAUAUUGUAACUAUUCCAAUUCCGUCAAUGGUACCAUUCAGCCAAAAUGCGUGUGCUUUGAUGAAAGCGACACAUCACCUGGGUGUUCCGAUUCGCUAUUGCCCGACGGCGACUAUAUGGAAACUGCGGCCGGUUUGUUUGACAAUAUCGAGGAGAACUUUUUCGAUCCUCUUGUUUCAGUCUUUGUGGAUCAUCCAGACAAGUGGACCACAGCAGCCUGGACUUGGGCCGGAGGUCUCUUGACCAUCUUUUUGAUUAUGCUAUUAUGCAUCUGCUCUACCUUUUGGCCCACCAAGGCCGACAAGUACUAA